Molecule: messenger RNA, 174 nt
Organism: Lichtheimia ornata
Lineage: Eukaryota; Fungi; Mucoromycota; Mucoromycetes; Mucorales; Lichtheimiaceae
Exons: 1
Coding region: 1-174 (57 amino acids)
Source: RefSeq, a predicted model, not a curated record
AUGGACCGCCGAUUGCAGCAACCCGAAGACGAGCCUACUUUCGGCCAAGCACUUAAAGCUCAAUUGUUCGCUCCUGAGGUUCGACAGGGAAAUCUUAACAUCGCUUUGUCAUUGACCGUGUUCGCUGGUGCCGUUGUCUUCUUGCGCAACUUUGGUGAUUUGUUGGCUGUCUAA